Molecule: messenger RNA, 732 nt
Organism: Penicillium soppii
Lineage: Eukaryota; Fungi; Ascomycota; Eurotiomycetes; Eurotiales; Aspergillaceae
Exons: 1
Coding region: 1-732 (243 amino acids)
Source: RefSeq, a predicted model, not a curated record
AUGACGGGACGGGCCGCGAUGCGAACCCCUGAACCGCCCGACCGCGGCGAACGCGAAGGCUCUCCACCGCGACUGUCGAGACCGAAGCGCACCACCAGACCACCGAAAAUCUACGCCCGAGAACAGGAGAUCGACAACGAGCAGAGGACGACGCGACCCUCGCAAAAGAAGAGAAUCGAACCCGAAGCCCAGCCUGACGUGGCAACUUCGGACGACUCCGCGAUCGAGAGCGACGACCCCGAUGUCAGCAAUUUGGUCCAAGAGAUUGCCAAACUCAGGAAAGAAAUUAGACUACGAGACGAGCUACACAAGGAAGAAUUACACAAGGCUAAAGCAGAGUUUGGUGCUGCCCUCGCCGAGGUCCGAGACGAGCUACAGAACCUGACAGAUAGAUCCUCGACAUCGCAAUGCCACUCCGAAGCAUGCGCUCCGAGCGGCUACGACGAGAUCCUCCGCGAAAUUCAAUCCUUACGCGAGGAAAUCAGCGCUCCCACUCUCACGGGUUCUCCGUCUUAUGCAGAUGUGGCCCGCACUCCCCCGCUCAGCCACCCGAGCAAUAUACCUUACUCUGUCGCAGUGCCCACGGAAUGCUGUCUAAUCGACUUUGCUCUAGCUGUGGACGUCUAUUACGUCUGGCUACGGCUAUUCAAUCACCAAAAUGUCCCGCUUGUCGGAUUUCCUUGCUCCCCAAAUUCUUGUCACUUCCCUCUCUUCUUAAUCUCAGUCUCUUAG